GCUCUCUCUCUCUACAGACAGCUUACGCUUAGGUGUGUGUGCGUGUGAGACUGUUUGGGUAUCUCUUCUCAUCUCCCUCUCAUUCUCUCAGUUUCCUGCAGCCAUGGCUGGUCAACACACAACAAGACUCCUCUUCGCCUUCGCCUCCCUCUCUGUGUGCCUCGUCCUCUUCACCCAAGCUGAAGCCUGCAUCACCGCAGAGAUCAGGGUCGAGCGUGUGGUUUGGUCCACCUCUUACAACCUCAGCUGUGCACGCUUAAAAGGAGAUGAGCGUAUUGUGACCCUAGAGAAAGAGAAACAGCGCGUCCAUAACUUUACCAUCCUAGGACAGAAUACCGCUGUGGAGGUGAACGAAAACCUGCGUCUGCUGGUGGAAGGAGACAGGGUGGUGUACGAGUUCAAACAGGUGACAGAGCGGGAGGCGGGGGUGUACACCUGUGAGCUGCAGAGGAACUACCCCCCACCUUAUAAGGCUGAGGUCCGCAUGUCUGCUCUUUUUACAGAACCCCUACAACGACUGACUCUGGAGCCCGGUCCCCCUCGGCUGAAUGCGUCCAAGGAGGAGCACCAGACGAGCCCCGUGCCCUCAGAGGUCUGCCCGCCUCCCGUGGGCCUCUGGUCGGUCUGUAUAGGGGUGUCCAUGCUCUGUGCCGUGGCCAUCGUCAUCGCCCUGGUGCUGGGGCACAAACUGUACAGGAACGCCAGACAGAGCACGAGUACAUCAACACUAGACCAGCAGAGUCCAAACGGCCAAGGGGGGUGCAGCACCCAAAAUGGCCAGGCAAGUUCUGAACCCCCCCCCCCUCAAAAAAAGGACGAUAACACACCAAGUGAACUCUGAGAAGAGACUCCAAACACAAGGCCCAAAAGUAUUAUUUUUUUUUCCAUUUCCAAAGUCCACUUUUCAACCUGAUGUGAAAACAAAUAUUCAGCUUUGUUUUGUCACAUUCCUGCUCAGUGUCAGCUAUAAUUGGUUGUCUCUUCAUCUGGAAACAUAGAUGUCAUCUUCACCCCUUGAUGUGCAUAUUAUAGACUGACUCUUUGCCUUCACAGUCAUAUUUGGUACUUGCCUUGAUAUGUAGACUACUUGUUAAUACCAAUAAAGAAUUACAGUUUUUUACAA
Messenger RNA from Clupea harengus (Atlantic herring), 1123 nucleotides. RefSeq lists its product as uncharacterized. The transcript has 4 exons. The record is from RefSeq and is a predicted model, not a curated record. The coding region runs from base 104 to 841 and encodes 245 amino acids. NCBI's taxonomy places the organism in Eukaryota, Metazoa, Chordata, Actinopteri, Clupeiformes, Clupeidae.